Messenger RNA from Caenorhabditis angaria, 1737 nucleotides. The record is from the annotation of a GenBank genome assembly. Lineage: Eukaryota; Metazoa; Nematoda; Chromadorea; Rhabditida; Rhabditidae.
AUGAAAAUCUACGUGGCUCUACUUCUUCUAACUCCCCCUGUUCUAGCCACAAUGGCCACUGAAAAUUGUGCUUCUGGCUGGACAAUGGUGAAAAGAGAGAUGGGAAAUUGGUGUAUUCAAGUGCUGCCGGGAACUAUCAAUGUGAAGCAGGCUGAUCAAAAAUGCCGGGAGCUAGGAGCAGUUUUGACGGGCGUCGAAAAUGAGGCCGAGAGACAAUUGAUUCAUGGUAGGGCUCUCUGGUUAGAGACGCAGAGUUCUCUCUGGUUGUCUGAACUCUAACCAUACAUAACUAGAAAACUCUGCGUCUCCAACCAUUAGUCAACUAAAGUCUAGUUCAGACAACCUAGAGAUUCAGAUGUUUAGUUAGAGACGCAGACAUCUAGAGAAAUGUCUGCGUCUCUAACCACCGAUAACUAGAGUAUAGUCUAAAGUGCGCAGACGAGCAGAGUUACAAUAUUUUAGUUAGUCUCUAAUCAAUUGUUAGAGCACAGACAACCAGAGUCUAUUUCUCUAACCAAAGUGAAUUGAAUCUCUGCGUCUCUAACCUUCACUAAUCAAUUGUUAGAGUACAGACAACUAGAGUUGGAAGGGACGCAGAGGAAUAGGUCUAUUCUCUCUUGUCAGAGACGCAGAGAGUUCAUGUCUGCUUCUCUAACCUCAGAGAUGCAAACUAUAGUCUAGUUAGAGCCAGUAUAAUCAGCUAGAGUCCAGACAACUAGAGUCUAGUUAAACCAAGCUCUGAUAAAACGCAAUCAGGCUAGAGUCCAGGCAGCUAGAAAUAAUUGUCUAUGCGUCUCUAACCAUCACAAACUAGAGUGUAGUUGAAUUAUAGGAAGCUAGAAAUCAGACAAGACCGAAGGCUUGCAAGGUCAGAGUGCAGAGUGCUAGAGUGUCACAACAUAAUAAACAACUCUGCGUCUCUGACCCCAACAAGAGUUCUCGCAAGGUCAGAGUCCAGACAUCUAGAGUUAGAGCCUGCGCCUCUAACCAAAGUUAGAGUUCAGACAGCGAGAGUCGUACAAAACUCUGCGUCUCUAACCAUCCGAGACUAGAGUGUAGUUAAUUUAUAGGAAGCUAGAAUUCAGCGUCUCUGACCAAAGGCUUGCAAGGUCAGAGUGCAGGCAGCUAGAGUUCCACAACAUAAUAAACAACUCUGCGUCUCUGACCCCGAAAAAGAGUUCUCGCAAGGUCAGAGUGCAGACAGCUAGAGAGUCAAAACUCUGCGUCUCUAACCACAUCUAGGGCAGAAUCCAGACAACAACCAAAAAACCCCCCUGGCUAUUUCCAGCGGCCGGUGUCAAAAUCCUGCGCUCCGUCAACCAAACCGAAGGUGCAAUCUGGUUGGGCGCCCGUCGCCGAACCGCCUGCCUCCACCCGAACACAAAUGCCACCGGCUGCGUGCCGUGGGUUCCAAACGCCUAUGAGUGGACCGACGGUUUCACGACGGGGCGCAAAAUGUUCCAAUUCCGACCGCGGCAACCGAAUUAUUGGAAGUGAGUGGGAUUUUGGGGGGCCGCCAAAAAAAAAAAAAAAAAAAAAAAAAAAAAUUUGGAAAAAUUUUCCAGCCACCAAGAUCGCAUUUACAUGGGAAUUGUUGAUGGGAAAAUCGGAAAACGUGGAUUUAAAAGCGGAGAAUUGGAAGAUGCGUUGGGUUCCGCAACGUUCAACAAGCAAGCGUAUUGGUGUCUACGCGGAUACGCGUGCGGAAAGAAACCCACUAUUACUAAUUAUAUUUGA